Molecule: messenger RNA, 2173 nt
Organism: Zingiber officinale
Lineage: Eukaryota; Viridiplantae; Streptophyta; Magnoliopsida; Zingiberales; Zingiberaceae
Product: RNA polymerase sigma factor sigB-like
Exons: 8
Coding region: 154-1827 (557 amino acids)
Biological process (GO): DNA-templated transcription initiation; regulation of DNA-templated transcription
Molecular function (GO): DNA-binding transcription factor activity
Source: RefSeq, a predicted model, not a curated record
GAUCGACGGUGGCCAUCGCCCCUUAUCCCUUUCCUCAUCCUCCUCCUCCUCUCCCAUCCCACUCCGCUCCACUCCCUCGUUCACUCGCGACGAAGAGGAACAGGAAGAGGAAGAGGAAGAGGAAGGAUAAGAAUCGCUUCCGGCCGCGUCGCCAUGUCGUGCUUGGCGGCGCCGCAGUUCAAGUGGCCUUCUCCUCUCCAUUCGCUUCACCCGAAGGCUAGAGAUUCUGUUUGCAGCAGAACUCAGUGUGCAUUGUCGCCUCCAUCAGUGGUUGAAAUUGAGCACAUACCUACUCUGGAAGCUCAUUCAACUUAUGUUAGUAGACCCCUAAAAUAUGCAGCAACUGUCGGUCCUCCUGGAAAGGCAAGUAUUGUGGCAACCUUGGCCACGGAAAGUCUUCUAACAUGUGAGGAGGCAGUGAUAGCAGCCGCAGCAGCUGAGGCAGUUGCUCUUGCUAGAGCAGCAGUCGAAAUUGCCAAAGUGGCUGCUUUGAAAGCUGGAAAAAAUACAUUUGCAGAAUCACAUAUGUCAGAUCUGCCGUCAACAAGCACAAGAAUACCCAGUCAAGAGAUGGUUAGAAUUACUGAAACAAAGUGGAUCAGUCACUCUCAUAUUGUUGAGCCCUUCAAAGACAAUGCAACCAAAGAUCCAUCUGAGAGUACAGAUGCUUCUACCUUAGCUUUCAAUGAACCAAACAUUCAAGAAAUAUAUAACUCUAUAGCUGUCAAGUCUGAACGUCAAACUGAGAGAAGAACUAGAAGAGCAAGAGCAGCAGAGAAGCCUGCUGGUGCUAUUUCUCGCAAGUCUGGAAAGAAAAAGCGCUCCUCUAUUCAGCCAAUUGACUACUCAGAUCCCUUGCGUUACUUCAGGGGUACAACAAACAGUUCAAAGCUUCUUUCAGUAGCUGAAGAGCUAGAAUUGUCAGAAGCAAUCCAACACCUACUAAGCCUGGAAAGGCUCAAGAAGGAGCUUGUUGAAAGAAAUGGUGGUGAGCCAACAUUUGCUCAAUGGGCAGGAGCUGCUGGAGUAGACCAAAAGACUCUAAGGAAACAUUUAAGCCAUGGUAGAUUUUGCAAGGAUAAGAUGAUCAAGAGCAACAUCCGUCUUGUGAUUUCAAUUGCGAAAAACUUUCAGAAUGCAGGGCUGAACCUUCAGGAUCUUGUUCUGGAAGGAUGUAAGGGCCUUGUCAGAGGUGCUGAAAAGUUUGAUGCUUCAAAGGGAUUUAAAUUUUCUACCUAUGCACAUUGGUGGAUCAAACAAGCAAUCCGGAGAUCUCUUUCUGAGCAAUCAAGGAUAAUCCGUUUACCGUUUCACAUGGUCGAGGCGAAUUACCGAGUACGAGAGGCCAGAAAGCAACACUAUAGUGAGAACAAGAGGUAUCCUGAUAAUGAAGAAGUUGCUCGGAUCACUGGGUUGCCUUUAAAGAGGGUUGAAGCAGUAUUGCUUACCCGAAAGGCUCCUAUAUCUCUGGACCAGAAGACUGGAUUUAACCUGAAUCUAAAGCCUUCAGAAAUCAUUGCUGAUCCUGAAGCUGAGACGUCGGAAGACAUUCUCAUCAAGCACUUCAUGAAGGAGGAACUGCAUAAGGUACUCGACACUUUGAAUCCCAGAGAGAAGCAGGUUAUGAGACUGAGAUUUGGGCUGGAAAAUGGGAGGAUGAAGACAUUACAGGAGAUAGGGGAGUUGAUGGGCAUAAGUCGAGAGAGAGUUCGUCAAAUUGAGUCUUGCGCUUUCAGAAAACUUAAAAGCAAGAGGAGAACAAGGAGUCUGCAGCAGUACCUGAUCUCAGUGGACAAGGUGCAAAUUGUGAAAGGGACUAGGAGGUGACAAGAGAUUGCGGACUAGAGGAUCUACCCUCGCCUAACUCCCCACUUUCAAAUGCCUUCUUGUUGGCAAUGUAGACGAUGGAAAGAGAUGUGCAUGAUACAGAGAGGACCUGCACGGGACAGAGAGAGGCCAAUUCAUCCGCCAUUAUUGAGACUGAGAACAGUUCGAGAAUAGGAGAUGCAUGAGGAGGCGAUGGGGCCAUGAGACAGGGACUUAAAGUAUCAGUGUCGUAAGUCUCAUCACACUUGUCUCUUCAUCUCUGUUGCAAUCGUUGUUUCAGAUCUUGUGAUAGAAGAGAUUUUAGUAUUUUCCUUGAUUUUAUUCUGCUUUUAUGAUCGAGAAAAGU